Messenger RNA from Trichomycterus rosablanca, 485 nucleotides. RefSeq names its product histone H3. NCBI's taxonomy places the organism in Eukaryota, Metazoa, Chordata, Actinopteri, Siluriformes, Trichomycteridae. The transcript has a single exon. Gene Ontology annotation, cellular component: nucleosome. Gene Ontology annotation, molecular function: protein heterodimerization activity; DNA binding; structural constituent of chromatin. The coding region runs from base 1 to 411 and encodes 136 amino acids. The record is from RefSeq and is a predicted model, not a curated record.
AUGGCAAGAACCAAGCAGACCGCUCGUAAAUCCACCGGUGGUAAAGCGCCGAGGAAGCAGCUCGCCACUAAGGCUGCCCGCAAGAGCGCCCCGGCUACCGGCGGUGUGAAGAAACCUCACCGUUACAGGCCAGGUACCGUGGCUCUGCGUGAAAUCCGCCGUUAUCAGAAGUCCACUGAGCUGCUCAUCCGCAAGCUGCCCUUCCAGCGCCUGGUUAGAGAGAUCGCUCAGGACUUUAAGACCGAUCUGCGCUUCCAGAGUUCUGCCGUCAUGGCUCUGCAGGAGGCCAGUGAGGCUUACCUGGUCGGCCUGUUCGAGGACACCAACCUGUGCGCCAUCCAUGCCAAGAGGGUGACCAUCAUGCCUAAGGACAUCCAGCUGGCCCGCCGUAUUCGCGGAGAGCGUGCUUAAACAAACCCACUCCAUCCAGUUAUCCCCAAAGGCUUUUUUAAGAGCCACUUACAUGCUUCCACUGAAAUUUGCAC